Messenger RNA from Chara braunii, 655 nucleotides. Lineage: Eukaryota; Viridiplantae; Streptophyta; Charophyceae; Charales; Characeae. The record is from the annotation of a GenBank genome assembly.
CCGGGUGUACCUUGCAAGCCGCUUUGGCAGCAGCAGCACGUGCUGUGCGUGAGCAGACAUGAGUGGAGUCGCUCGUACGAGUUCCAUGCCUCAGAUAAUGCCUGCCACGGGGGAUGCCGUGUUGGAGGAGUCUUCUAGAGCCGAGGGGUUGGAGAUGCCGUGCGGUUCUCGUCGUGAGAAGACAGUCACAGAGGUGACUCAGGUGAGUGCUAGGCUUGUUCGGGUGAGGACGGGGGCUGCCCAUGUGACCGUGGUGGAGGACGAUCCCGAGACGGAACCUGCACGUGAGGAGGCCCCACAGGAGGGUGAUGAGUACAGGGACGACGAGGAGCGUGAGGAGGAGGAGAGCGACAACGGGGAUGAUGACGGCUACCACAACGACGACGACGAGCCCUCCCCUCCACCACGGCAUGGUUCUCGUAGACAACGUGGCUCUCGUAGAGGACAUGAUGACGUAGACGACCCGUCCCCUCUAGGGCAGCGGGAGACGAGGAGUCGGAGGAGGCAAGGGUCAUCCGUUGCGACAGCGCCGGGGCGAGGGAGUGUUUCAUCGACACGCAGCACGAGUGGGGCAAGGUAGAGAGGCACUGGUAAGGGGAAGGGAGGUCGACGGUAUUGACAGCUUCGUUCCCCUUCCAAUGCUUCCACGACGCCU